AUGACACAUUUCUUCCUCAUGGAGCCGCAACAAUCCUCAAUAUAUCACACUCUGGGCCGACCGACCCGUCGCACAUCCAGCACAUCCCAAGUCGACCCGAAACGAUCAAAUAGCAUGCCUAGCUUGGAAGGCAGUUCUAGCCCGACUGAUACUGUCGCCUCCGACACAGGUUCGCGCCACAACAGUACAACUCUUCGCACUUUCUCUCAUGUACCCGGCACUGCAGCAGUGGAGCGAGCACGUCCAGCACCCUCAGAUGCAGAUAUCAUAUUAGUACCUGUCAAAUUGGAGAACAAAUUUCGCAAAUCUUCCAUUGAUGGAGCAGAAGAUCUUCCAGGCCGCCCUGCACCUCGAUCAUUCUUUCGCCGGCUAUCUACUCGAGUAGCGCCUGGCUAUGAUAAUGCGGCGGCAAGGGAAGAGAAGUAUCAAAUCAUCAAGAUGCCACGAGAAGAUUAUAAAAGAUUCUUCCAACGUGAUCAAAAUGGGAAUUAUGCCGGCGAGGAGGAGGAGAGGACCUGGGAUGAAGAAGAACUGAAUAGAGAAUUUGGCGCAUACCAGGAUGCACCGCUGGGUUCUAGAGUAUGA
Molecule: messenger RNA, 585 nt
Organism: Ramularia collo-cygni
Lineage: Eukaryota; Fungi; Ascomycota; Dothideomycetes; Mycosphaerellales; Mycosphaerellaceae
Exons: 3
Coding region: 1-585 (194 amino acids)
Source: RefSeq, a predicted model, not a curated record